Molecule: messenger RNA, 1497 nt
Organism: Diprion similis
Lineage: Eukaryota; Metazoa; Arthropoda; Insecta; Hymenoptera; Diprionidae
Product: transmembrane emp24 domain-containing protein 7-like
Exons: 3
Coding region: 209-838 (209 amino acids)
Biological process (GO): Golgi organization; intracellular protein transport; endoplasmic reticulum to Golgi vesicle-mediated transport
Cellular component (GO): endoplasmic reticulum-Golgi intermediate compartment; COPII-coated ER to Golgi transport vesicle; endoplasmic reticulum
Source: RefSeq, a predicted model, not a curated record
AGACUCAGCUUCUGUGAUCAGCUUGAAGUUAGAGCUUCGAACUUCGAAGAUCGGUUGUGGUUGACUGUCUCCUUCCGGCCACGUUAAGGCAGAUCGUUUGAUACAUCAAAGUUUGCCGAGUUUAUCGAGGACUGCGGGCAGGAUAUUUGCCGCGUAUUAUUCGAGUUUAAAUGCGAAUUUCAUAGGCCGAUAAAUCACCGUGCAAAACAUGGACUACUGGAUGACGUGGUUCCUGCUCGCUGCGCUUCUAGGUUCCGUAUUCGACGCGGGUAGCGUAGAACUAACCUUCGAGCUGCCGGAUAAUGCCAAAGAGUGCUUUUAUCAGGACAUUGAGAAGAACGUUUCGUCGACCCUCGAGUUCCAGGUCGUGACCGGUGGCCAAUACGAUGUCGACGUCACACUGGAGGCGCCGAAUAAGGAGAUAAUAUAUCGUCAGGUGAAGACUCAGUUCGACUCGCAUACGUUUACACCGACGAUAUCCGGGGUCUACAAAGCCUGCUUCAGCAACGAGUUCUCGACGUUUUCGCACAAGCUUGUGUACAUGGACUUUCAGGUCGGAGAUGAACUCCCUCUGCCUGGUCUUGGCGAGCAUGUCACCGUUAUGACUCAGAUGGAGUCGUCCGCGCAGGAGGUGCACAAAAAUCUGAAUAGUAUUCUGGAUUACCAGACACACCACAGACUGCGAGAAGCGCAGGGUCGAAAGAGGGCCGAAGAUCUUAACGAGCGAGUGCUGUGGUGGUCGGUUAUGGAGACCUUAGCAAUUCUGAUUACAACGAUAGGACAGGUCUUUGUCCUGAGAGACUUUUUCACCGAACGAAAUCCUUACCCCAAGUCAUAGGUAGCUCAACUAUUGAUCCAUUCGCAAUUAAAACAGCUGACGAUAUAUUUGUAAUUGACGAUAUAUUUUAGACGCUUAAUUAAUAGGCAAGAGUAAAAAUCCGCCAAGAAGUAUAUCUUGCCCCCAGAAUUAAGCCCUAAAAUUACGUCGAUUAGGAGUUGAAUUUCUCUUGGUGCAAUGUCUUGAUGUACAAGAUACACUUGUUUGUAUCAAGUGUGUAUCGGAUGAAUAUUUCCAUGUUGCAUGUAACGAACGGUGGCGCGUUUAGUUAUCACCUUGCAAAUGCAACGUUGCAGUGUAUAUUUAUUUGGGGAUUUAUUUAUAGGAAUUUAGGUAAGAUACGUUUUAAUAUAGGUAUAUACUGUCAACCUUCUGACACGGGAGUAUGAGUCAACAGAAAAGCUUCAAUGCGAAGUACCUAUAUCAAAAAUCGAACGUAACAAUUGCCGGCAUACAAAGUAACGUUUUUGAUAUUGUAUGUGUGUAAUAUAAUGAUCGAUUAAAUUUUUCUCGUGGACUAUUAUCUCAUCGUUGAUUUUCUCAUACAUUAAUAUGAAUAAUAAAGCGGCUAAAGUAUUCUUAACACAGUUAUUUUACAAUCCAGAUACUAUUGAAAUAACAUCUGUAAUUCAGUAUCAUACAAAACAUGCCUCUCAUUU